AUGCGGGAAUUCUUCUGGUUGAGCAGUGGCCAUAUUUCACCAUCUCCUCAAGAGUACCAUAUUAUAGGUCUCAACCUGUUGAGACUCCUUUUGCAGAAUGGAAUAGCUGAGUUCCAUACCGAACUUGAAUUGCUUUCAUAUGCCACCCUAGAGAAUCCUUUUAUCAAGCAUGCUGCUGAGUUGGAGCAAUCUUUCAUGGAAGGGGCCUAUAAUUGUGUUUUGAGUGCUAGGCAGACGGUGCCUCAUGAGACUUAUGUUUAUUUUAUGGACCUUCUGGCCAAGACAAUCAGGAACAUCCUGAGUGGGAGAUUAAGAGUGGGUUUGCGUAUUUCCAGAAGGCAAAUGAAUCUGCACCUUUGAAGGAAAUUCCAUCCGUGCAGCUUACCAUUCAGA
Messenger RNA from Eucalyptus grandis, 393 nucleotides. RefSeq names its product putative 26S proteasome non-ATPase regulatory subunit 8 homolog B. The transcript has 3 exons. Gene Ontology annotation, cellular component: proteasome regulatory particle, lid subcomplex; nucleus; proteasome regulatory particle. The record is from RefSeq and is a predicted model, not a curated record. NCBI's taxonomy places the organism in Eukaryota, Viridiplantae, Streptophyta, Magnoliopsida, Myrtales, Myrtaceae. Gene Ontology annotation, biological process: proteasome-mediated ubiquitin-dependent protein catabolic process. Bases 1 to 360 code for a protein of 119 amino acids.